AAAGCAGAGAAAAAGCAGGAAAGAAAAAGAAAAACACAAAAGAAAGGGAAGGAAAAAAGCAAAGCAAUAAAGAAAGAAAGAAAGGUAAGAGAGAGAGAGAAGAAAGACAAAGGUUCUCAAACCUCCAUGAUUUAAAUUCUCUCAACAUUAACAGGAUUUGAGUUUCCUUCCUCUACUUAAUCCAGAAUAGAGAGUCCCCCCAAACUUUCUACAAAGGCCCUGUUUGGGAGCUUCAAGAAAAAGGGAAAGGAAAAAGGGCAAGAGUGAAUUCAUCAUCAACAGAAUAUUGAUAGUCAAAACACAUUUUCUUCAGGAAGCAAUGAAUAGAGGUGUUUUGCAGAGCUCACCGCCGUUGCAGCAAAUAAUGGCCGGGAACCCUAACUGGUGGAAUAUCAAUAACAUGAGGCCACCAACUCACCAGCAAACCUCUCCUUUUAUGCCCCCUCCUUGUCUUUUUCCUCAAUAUACACCCUCUUCUUCUUCUAACUCUUCCUCUUCUACAUCAUCUUCACUUACUGUUCCGUCUUGGCAUGAUAACCAAGAUCAACUUCCAGAAUCAUGGAGCCAACUCCUCAUGGGUGGAUUGGUGGAAGAAGAUAAUAAGGGAAACAUGAACCAUUUUCAAGCUAAGAAAUUGGAGAAUUGGGAGGAGCAAAUGCUACAUCAUCACGCUUCAAGUGCCUCUGCUAUUGUGGAUGUGAAGCAAGAAAACUCAGCAAACAGCUAUGUCUAUGGACAUGCAAAUGAAGAUUUCCAGGCUGCAAAACCUAGUUGGUCUCAGAUAAUUCCUCCUGCUUCUUCUCCCAAGUCCUGUGUUACAAGUUUCAGUAGUAACAUGUUGGAUUUUUCUACCAACAAAGGAGAUGGCAAGCAUCCACCACCAGAUCGAUCCUCCGAGUGUAACAGCACUGCAACUGGUGGGGCACUUAAGAAAGCUAGGGUUCAGCCUUCUUCAACCCAAUCUACCUUUAAGGUGAGAAAAGAGAAAUUAGGUGACAGAAUAACUGCCCUUCACCAGCUAGUUUCUCCAUUUGGGAAGACUGACACAGCCUCUGUCUUGUUAGAAGCUAUAGGGUACAUCAGAUUCCUUCAGAGCCAAAUUGAGGCUCUCAGCUUGCCGUACUUGGGCAGUGGAUCCUCAAAUAUAAGGCAGCAGCAGCAGCAGCAGCAGCAACAACAAUCUGUUCAAGGCGAAAGGAAUUGUAUAUUUCCUGAGGAUCCAGGUCAGUUGUUGAAUGAUAACUGCGUAAAGAGGAAAGGAGCUUCUGAUCAGCAGGACCAUAAUGAAGAACCCAAGAAGGACUUGAGGAGUAGAGGGUUGUGUCUGGUUCCUGUCUCCUGCACUCUGCAGGUCGGAAGUGAUAAUGGAGCAGACUAUUGGGCUCCGGCUCUCGGAGGAGGAGGAUUCCGAUAGAAAGGAAUAUUCCGGUGGAUGGUAGCACACAAAGAGCUUCACAACGAUAUAACAUCAUGAGCAGUCACUCUGCAAAAAUCUAAGGCUGAUUGCUCAUGAUGCUAUACAAUUAAUGUAGCUAUAUGUGUGCUUUAGCUUGGACUUGUACAUGUCCAAAAUUAUUACCCUCUCUACGUCUUCCUCUCUAAUUUAAGAUUAAACUUACGUAUGUUCUUCCUUAAUUAAGCAGCUGUUAGCAGUUAAGAAUGUUGAUUUUCAUGUAUAUGCAGUUCUAGUAUGAUUAAUCAUUUUAAUGCUGCUUUCUGGGAGCAGCAUUCAUGAAAUCAUAUGGGUAUUUUAUUAAUUUGAUUCACGUCUUUAGUAA
Molecule: messenger RNA, 1778 nt
Organism: Manihot esculenta (cassava)
Lineage: Eukaryota; Viridiplantae; Streptophyta; Magnoliopsida; Malpighiales; Euphorbiaceae
Product: transcription factor bHLH68
Exons: 9
Coding region: 320-1414 (364 amino acids)
Biological process (GO): regulation of transcription by RNA polymerase II
Cellular component (GO): nucleus
Molecular function (GO): RNA polymerase II cis-regulatory region sequence-specific DNA binding; protein dimerization activity; DNA-binding transcription factor activity, RNA polymerase II-specific
Source: RefSeq, a predicted model, not a curated record